This is a messenger RNA of Ruditapes philippinarum (Manila clam), 2466 nucleotides long. RefSeq names its product bone morphogenetic protein receptor type-1B-like. The transcript has 9 exons. Bases 87 to 1262 code for a protein of 391 amino acids. Gene Ontology annotation, cellular component: signaling receptor complex; plasma membrane. Gene Ontology annotation, molecular function: SMAD binding; transforming growth factor beta receptor activity, type I; ATP binding. NCBI's taxonomy places the organism in Eukaryota, Metazoa, Mollusca, Bivalvia, Venerida, Veneridae. The record is from RefSeq and is a predicted model, not a curated record. Gene Ontology annotation, biological process: dorsal/ventral pattern formation; BMP signaling pathway; protein phosphorylation.
UUACAGGUGAAGGUUUAAGGUGCUUUUGUAGUCCAUGUCAUGAUGGUAUUGAUGUGAAUGAAACAUGUCUUGCCCCUCCAAACAGUAUGUGUUUUGCCUCAAUACAGGCAAUAUUUGAGAAUGGGGAAAGAAUACAUGAGCUCGCAUAUGGCUGUUUACCAAGUUUUGAAGGCGGAACAACGAUGCAGUGUAAAGCCAACUUGGUACCACAUAGAGUGGCGACAGCCAUAGCAUGUUGUGAUGAUGAAGAUCUAUGCAACAGAGGUGUUGUUCCUAUAUAUAACGAGGUAUCAACAACUCCUGGUCCAGAUUAUGAGCCGAAGGAGUAUAAACGUUAUGAGAACCUCACACAGAUUGCAUUGCUGGUGUCAGUCUCUGUUUGUCUUAUAGUCCUCAUUGUAACAGCUACCUUUGUUUACUUGAGGUACAGAAAACGUGAAAUAGAACAGCAAGAGAUGAUAAAUGACAUAGAGAAGGAAGUGAUUUUACCACAAGACGAGACAUUAUCUGAAAUGAUAGAUCACUCUUCCGGAAGUGGCUCUGGAUUGCCUCUUUUGGUACAAAGGACAAUAGCUAAGCAGAUACAGCUUACAAAAACCAUUGGUAAAGGAAGAUAUGGUGAGGUUUAUAAGGCUAACUGGAGAGGAGAAAAUGUGCCAACUGUAUGUAAUUUUGUCUCAUCUGUAUUUCCAGGGAAACCAGCAAUUGCUCAUAGAGAUAUGAAAACAAAGAACAUUCUUGUGAAAAAAGAUGGAAGUUGUUGUAUAGCUGAUCUAGGAUUGGCAGUGAAAUAUGUCAGUGAAACCAGCGAAGUUGAUGUAGCGCCAAAUACACGACAGGGAACAAAACGCUACAUGCCACCAGAGGUGUUAGAUGAAUCUAUAAAUAGAUUCUCCUUCGAUGCAUACAAACAGGGUGAUAUGUAUUCAUUGGGUUUGUGUCUGUGGGAGAUUGCAAAAAGAACAGAAAUAGGGGGUGCUGUAGAUGAGCAGACAAUACCAUAUCAAGAUUUGGUACCAUCAGACCCAAGCUUUGAUGAUAUGAAAGCUGUUGUGUGUAGAGGCAAAGUGCGACCUGCAAUACCAAAUAGAUGGCAAAAAGAUGAUUUUAUGAAGGUAAUGAUUAAGGUGAUGGCUGAAUGCUGGAGUGCGAACCCCGCAGCAAGACUGACGUCGUUACGUGUGAAGAAAACUUUGUCAAAAUUAGAGGAGAUUUUAGAAGCUACAGAAAAGAUUGCAAAACUUCAGUCAAUACAACCUUGACAGUAUUGAGAUUUGUUACAGAAAUUGUUUAAUGUCAGAUGAUAAUGAUAAUGAAACACCAGCAAGACAUUGAAAUUAUCUGAAACAUUAUGUGUUUAAAAACGAAAUGAUUUUUUCAGAGAAUUGAAAAUUCUUAUGUGUCUGUAGCAAAAUGUUUGAUAUGUCUGAAGUCUUAAAUAAAUGUGUCCAAGAGCAAGGUCAUGCCAAGUAGUGUGGAGUAAUGGUAAGGUAAACACGAGAGAAAAAAGUUGCUGAAAAUCACUGGAACACCUCGUGUUGUAUACACUCAUGGUUCAUUACAUCAUAGUAACAGUGGUGAAGUUACUCAAAGCUACAUUCAUGCCAUCCUGAUUGACUAGGUGGUUGGUCUACAGUAUGGUCAUUAACAGCCACACAGAAGAAUAGAGACCUGUGUUCAGAUUUCUAUAUCAGAAAAAAGAAAAAAAUAGAACUCCCACUUUAGAACAGACUUGCAUGACUACCAACAAAAUCAGUUAGUUGAUUUAAAACAUAUAAUACUGAUGUUGAUUCAAAUUAUUUGAGUGCUUAAAGAAUAGUCGAGUAAUUAAUAGUAAAAUGCGGAUGAGUUAGAUUUAUAAGAAAUUUAUAAACUGGAAAAAAAUGUUGUUUUGAUUUGUUGAGCAAUAUUUAGGAUGAAGUUUUAACCUCAUUGUCUUGUUAUAUAUCUCACAAUAAUGGCAUUUACAUGCAUUAUAAUAAACCAUUGUAUAAACUGCAAACCCCUCCACCAUUAAACAUUAUAUUUUGUCAUUUUGACACAGUGAAGUAUUAACUUUUGAGAGAAUUUUGCACAAAUUUAUGUUUCUCUUAUAAUUAGAUAUUGUUCUUUUUAUUUUGUGCUGUCUUGAAAAGAAUGAUUUUAAUAUUUAACUACUAAAACUUUGGAUACUUUUGUAACAAAUUUAGGUUAAAUCUUGUCAGUACUAGCUCACCCAAAGAUUUCUGUUAGUAACAGACUAUGUAGGUUUAAGAAAUAAUUCUUUUCCAGUCUUAUAAUUCUACAAUAAAAUAUUGUUGCCAUCUUCAGAUAAAGAUAAAUUUAAUUUUUGGAAAGUUAAAUGGCGCUUUGUUUCAAAGAUUUUUGUAUACCUGUUCUAGUAAUGUCCUAGUGUAAUGAGGAUUAAAUUUGAGCCGUGUCAUGACAAAACCAACAUAAUGGGUUUGCGACCAGCAUGGAUCAAGA